Oryzias latipes (Japanese medaka) is the source of this 3659-nucleotide messenger RNA. Its product is annotated as acyl-CoA-binding domain-containing protein 5. Gene Ontology annotation, biological process: fatty acid metabolic process; pexophagy. The record is from RefSeq and is a predicted model, not a curated record. Lineage: Eukaryota; Metazoa; Chordata; Actinopteri; Beloniformes; Adrianichthyidae. Gene Ontology annotation, cellular component: cytoplasm; peroxisome. Gene Ontology annotation, molecular function: fatty-acyl-CoA binding.
AUAACUCACAACACAAUACUUUAACUCACAACACAACACUUUAACUCAAAACGGAAGUAUAUCUGCAAUGGAAGUUGCUAUGCUUUUAUUCUGAAAAUUCCACGGGGCUAAAACAAUUGUAUUGAUAAACUUUUUUAAUGCUUUAAUUUUCCCUUUUAUUCUGGUGUUUCCUCAUAGAUGGUGGACUACAAAUAUAUUGAUCUUUGUUAAGGUGAAGAAAGAUAUUCAUAGUGUUGGAAUAUUUGUGUGUUUGGGGGCGUGGUAAGACAGUCAUUUUUCUGAUCAUUCCAACACUACAUGAAUGCAGCCGUUCUCUUCCUAUUGUAAAUGGAGACACAGCAGCCAGGCGGCCGUGAUAUUCUUGGGUUUAUCUGUAUAUAGGGGAAAACAACUGGCCAAGUAAUAUAUUGAAAAGUAAAUCAAGUUUGCACAUAUGUAUUGUUACAGUCCACAUUGACAACACUAAGAUCAAAACAAAAAAUUAAAAGUUAAAAAAUAGUCUUUUAUAUAAGAAUUAGGUUACAAUGUUAAGAGUUUUGUGUUUUAAAAAAUUAACAUUAACAUUUCAUUAUCAUAUUUAAAAAAGAAACGUUACAAUGGCUAAUAAAAAUCAAAUAACUUAAAAAAAAUAUUAUCAGUGUGGUAGAUCGGUUUCAUGAACCUUAAUAAAUCUUUACUUAACUACAUUCUUUUUUAAAUAAAUAGAGUCAUAAAGUGUGAAGUGAAGUGAUAUAUUUGAUAUUUGCAUUUGGUAAUUACACCCAAAACACUUUUUAACACGCAUUGCUAAAAAAAUAAAAAAAAUAGAAAGACUCCGCCUACAUUUCCCAGAUAUCCCCGCUGUUUGAAUUAGUGUCCAAGGGGUUCAUGGGAUUUGAAUGAAUGAUUUGAGAAGUUUCUACGAUAUUUUCGCCAGAUAUUGCUCAUUUUGAACUACAUUUCCCAAGUCUCAGAACGUUGACAGCAUGGCUCGUCUUUAGCUAAAGUGAAGAUUGGUUUUCUGCUGUAUUUUGCAGGCAAACGCCGGUGUUUAAAUUUUUUUAGAUCGACGGCUCUUGGCUGCGCAUGAUUACGACUCCUCAUGUCAUCCUUGGUUGAGCUCAGCAUGGCGCAGGAGGAGGACGAACACAGCCUGGAGAGGAAAUUCAGUGCCGCAGUUAAAGUGGUCGAAAGUUUGCCCGUGGAAGGUUCUUUCCAGCCUUCUGAUGACAUGAUGUUAAUGUUCUAUAGUUACUACAAGCAGGCCACUGCGGGACCCUGCGAUUCCCCCAGACCAAUUGGCUUUUGGGACAGCAGCAGCAAAGCUAAAUGGGAUGCAUGGAGCUCUCUGGGAAACAUGACAAAGGAGGAAGCCAUGAAGAAUUACAUUGAGGCCAUCCAGCUGAUUUUGGAGACGAUACCAAUCUCAGAUGAGGUGUCUGAACUGGUUCAGAAGCUCGGUAAUUUCUACUCCGAGGUCGAUGGUGAAGAAGUUGAAGAAAAUGCGGUGGUCAGCAGACCUUUCACAAGGCCCUUUGCAGAUCAUAAAGGCUUUGGGGAUCUGUGGGAUGAUAUACAAAACGUCCAGGAGAAGGACACGGACAGCGUUGUGCCGAGUGUCAACAAUGAGGAGGCAGAGGGAAGUAAAGAAAGUAGUCAUGUGGAGCAGGACAGUGAUUGGAGAAUUGAGGAUGAUGGGGAUGAAGACUUCAGUAUGAGCAAAGAGGAGGAAAUCAUAGUGAGUCCAGAUUGGAGUCCAGACCCUCGGCUUCUAAUGGUAGACAACAAAGGAUGGAGGUCUGGCACCAAAGGCUCCAGCAGUAGCGUGGCGCCCAGCUUGUCCUCAGUCACCAAUGGGACGCACAGCUCUCUCAACAGUGAGGUGGAGGAGGAGGAACUCAUCUGUUUUAUAGAGCCUUGCGCACACUAUGACCCUUACAUGCAGUUUAACGGAUGCUUAACCAGUCACAUCGGUGCUGCGUCCGACAGGAACCAUCGAUCCACAGACUCUGAUAAUGAGGAAUUCUGUGACUCGAUGGAGCAUCUAGCAAUGGAGGAGCGGCUGUCUUCAUCCAGAGGACAGUCUCCUGGGUCGGGCGCCGCCACAGUGAAGCCAAAUGAUCUCUGGUUCGAGAGCAACACGACCCUAAAGGGUGCAGAGGAGGAAGUGCUGAUUCUGUUUAGUCCAAGCAAACACAGCAACUCUUUGUCGAGAAGAGAAAAAGCUUUGCUGUCACCAAUGUCUCUGUGCAAGAGCAGGGAUGCUGCGUGUUGUCGUGAGCUGCAUCCUGUCAGAGCUUCAAGGGAAAACUUCAAUGAGCAAAUAGCAGUGGCUCUGCUGAGGUUGCAGCGUGACAUGGCCAGCGCGCUGCACAGGCUACACACUCUGGAGGAGUUGGCUCGGUCACAGUCAAGGUCACCCUCACCAAGGCUGAAAGACUUUCAACUGGUUACACGAAAUAUCUUGUUUUUGAGGCCAUCCUGGUGGCCGUUUGAUAUCUCUCCUCUCGCAGCCUUUCUGACUGUGUUCUGGCCUUUAGUUUCCCAUUGGCUCAUCAAGCUUUAUUUCCAGCGUAGGAGAAGGAAAAUCUCAUGAAGUGUGUGACAGCGUGAAGAUGCAUUUUCUUUUCUCUGUGGCUUUCCCGAGCCUCGACCACAGAUGGAAUGCAAUCAGGCUGAAACAGGAAAGCCUCAUAGAUAAAGAGAUACCAAGAAGGCAAAAGAAAAGAAAGAGAUGGAAACAUUAUGAAGCAAUUUAACAUAAUGAUGAAGUAUUUUUUCAAAGAAUGCAUAAAUAUUGCAGUUGACAACUCGUAUAUCUUAUAUGUAAGUUUAGAUUACAGCUUUGAGAACAUGAUAUUUAUACAAUUCAAAAAAUCAAUCAAGUAAAGACUCCUCAUUAUAAAUUAUCUUGAGAGGCUAGGAGGUUACUAGAAGUUAUUUAUGUGAAACUAAGUUUUCUGUUUAUUAUUUAAAUCUUUUUUUAACCAUAUUUUCUGAUGACAUUGUCUUACUUAAUUCAGGGUACUUUUUAUUGACCAAAACAAAAAGGAUUUUCUUAUUAUUUAUUAUAAAUUUACUGCCUGUCAUGUUUAAAGGUUAGAUUGUUUAGUACAAGUAAUAAAAGAUUGUACUUUAUCUUAGGUCAUGUCUGCAAAAUUCAGGGCCUCCAAGGAAUGACUUAUCUCAAAUACAGGACAUGUAUCCUGAAAGAUUUUAGAUAGGGCUAAAGAUCUAAUACGAAAGAUAUAAGCUAAAUAAAGUUGUGGCAAAAGAGAUCUUAUUUAAACAACCCAUAUAUAUAGACAAAUAUUAAUGUAGUUAAAGAGGCUGCAAACGCAUAUAGUAAGUAGCAGCUUAUCUUUGUAUGGUUUGGUGCUUGGUGUUUUUUGUUCGGCCCCUUAAAACUUUUUGAAGAAAAUAUACAUCAAACCAUUUCAGUUCCAAAAUGACCUUAAUGUAGCAUCUACUUAGAAGCAAAAACGUGUGAAAGGGAUUUUAUUUUAAUAGCUGGAAAAAAAUUCAUGCGUAAAGUUAUAGGAAAAGGAGAAAGAGAAACACCAUAGUUUAAACUGUGAAAAAUAUUGUACAUUUUUACACAAGCUGACAUGUAUCCAAGCAAUGUAGGCAUUAUGAUAUCAAGCAUAUGUAGUGAUGCAAUAAAAUGUUUAUGAAAAAAA